AUAUUUGCCUCAAAUAUUUCUCUGUGUGUCUGUGUAAUCGUUUGGAUCAAUAUAUUCUUGGAAAAUUCUUCAUUUGUAACCUCAUAUUUGAUUUGAAAAAUAACCUUUGAUUUGAACAACAACAACAACAUCAAAAAAAUGUCAAGUCCUGUUAGUCCAGGAAUCAGUCAUUCCAGUUUAAACAACAAUGUUAAUCAAUCAACAAAUAAAAAAAUUCCAAUAAACAAAGUGACAGUCGGAACAGCUAAAGGGCCUAAUAUAAAAAAUGUUAAAUCAAAAAUUGGUUCAUUGAAUAAUGUUCAUCAUAAACCUGCUGGAGGCGAAAAAAAGAUUGAAACACAAAAAUUAAAAUGGGAAACAAAAUCACGAAUCGGUUCGUUGGAUAAUGCACAGCAUAAACCUCAUGGUGGAAAUGUUCGUGUAAUUACACAGAAAUUGGAUUGGAAUGUACGAUCGAAAAUUGGUUCAUUGGAUAAUGUGAAACAUGUACCAGGUGGUGGUAAUGUAAAGAUUUUUGAUGAAAAAUAUUCAAAUUCAAUACGAUCAGGCGAAACAACACCAUCGGCAACAAGCUCAACAACAACAACACCACAAAUCAAUAAUAACAACAACAAUAAUAAUCCAAUCGAUAAAAUUUUUGUGCAACAAAAAACAAUUAACAAAUUGAUUGGAAAUAGAUCGAUUCAUUGA
This is a messenger RNA of Dermatophagoides pteronyssinus (European house dust mite), 690 nucleotides long. RefSeq lists its product as uncharacterized. Gene Ontology annotation, biological process: microtubule cytoskeleton organization; neuron projection development. Gene Ontology annotation, molecular function: microtubule binding. Lineage: Eukaryota; Metazoa; Arthropoda; Arachnida; Sarcoptiformes; Pyroglyphidae. The record is from RefSeq and is a predicted model, not a curated record. Gene Ontology annotation, cellular component: neuron projection.